GCAACAGCUCCCACUUAUUAAUUAGCGCUGUUUUUUAUGAUGGAGAGAUGUGACACGAGCUUGCUCAAUGUGUGGAUCUCACUGUUUUACUGGAAAGGUUACGAACAUUAGGCUAACUAGUGCUACAUUGUCCAAUAAUAGGUUCAGGAAAUUUGGAUAUAUUAUAAUGACACAGAGUUAACUAUAAACAGAUCGAUAUUCAUCGCAGACAAAAGCAGUAAUGUGACGGUAUAGGAACUUAACUUACUAUACAACCUUAAACAUACCUCAAUAACAUCAAUGCCACCUCCUAAGAAACCGAAGAGCGGGCCUACCAGUGCUGCAGAGUUCUUAUCAGCGGAAGAAAUCAAGGAGAUUGAAGAACACAAUGCCAAGUUGCAACACUCACCUCAGGGAAGUACCAGAUCUAGUAGAUCUUCACGCGAUCUCUCAUCGCCAGAACCGAUGGAGACGGGAAAUUCCCAUGAGCAUAGCACUGAAGAUGUAUCGAAAAAAGACCAUCCAGGACGAGAGUCAACAUCUCCUCUCUCCAGUGAUUCCCGUGGCUCUAAUCAUGUAAACACAGCCAGCGAUGUACCAUCACAGUCAGGUGGUGCCCCUGCCUCCUCUAAUCUGUCGACUGAACCUCCAGAUAACUACCUCAGUGACCCGCAGUGCAGCAGUAGUAAAGGAGAUGGGUCAUCUAGUCUUCGUCAACACUUAUUGCCAGCUCCUCUUUCUACAGCCUCGGGUCAACCUCAUACAGCAUCAGGGCCGCAUCAGUCCUUAUCAAGACAUCCUCAGUCUGUUUCAAGACAUCCUCAGGGCUCUUACCUCAUAUCUCAUAACCUGUCACCUCAUCAGAAAGAAUCUUUAGAGCAUUCAACACAAAGAACUUUAGAUUUAACAAUACCUCAAUCUCAGGUCAGAGACAAUGUACCUCAGCGUCGUCACUUGGUUCAAGAUGAUUCAUCAAUACCUCACUCCAGUCAGAGACUCCUUCAGGAAAGUGAAUCAAAAGAUAGAGAGAUCUCACAACGGGUUCAGGAUGAUAUGGCAUUAUCUUCUAGCAGUAGGGCACGAUAUGAACUCACCCAUGCUAGCAGCAGUACAGACAUCCAUAGCGCAUACGCAGAGAGAGUGCGUGCGUUAACUUCAACCUACCAUGUUCCCAUCACUCGUUCUAGUGGCCAGAAUAGAAUGUCGGCGUUUGCACCAUUCGGUAAAUCGCACCUUGCACAGUAUCCUUCAAGUCUUGGUGGUCUAAGAGAACACAUGCUCCCACCGUUGAUUGAUAUCCGUGCUCCAUUACCUCCUGUGACCAGUCCUCUCAAGUCACCUACAACUACCUCAGGCCAAGAGCAGAGGGAACAAGUGGCCCGUGCGGCAGCUGCUGCUUACAUAGAAGCGCAUACGGGUAUACGCCUGGCAGCUGUGCAGCAUUAUGUUGCUGCUGCCUCAUCAGGGGAUAAAGUCACCAAAGCAUCUAGAGACGAAGAGGGGAACACCAAUCAAAACCAACCACUGGUGAAAGACACGUCUCCUUACGUUACACCAAAGACGGAGCCCAUCAGUGAAGAGCCUCAAAUGGGCCGACCCCCAGGCCCAACAAUGGCACCAUCCCAUCAUAUGUCAAAUAUACCGCCCCAUAUGCAACCUCAUAGCCAAACCAUGGGCUCAAUUGGCCCCCAACACAGCAUUCCACAUCACCCUCCACAGCCCCACCAUCACCAGCACCAGAUGCCAUCGCAGAGUAUGGCCAUGCCCUCUCAGUCUCACAUGCCCCAGUCUCCUGGAGCUGGCCACAUGGAAGCACAAAGCUCUACAGGGCCCAGUACUUCUGCAGUGGACUUGCGUAAGAGAGAGGAACCAACGACUGGAUCUGGUGCUGUGAUCCGGCACUGUCAAGUAUGCAACGAUACGGCAUCUGGCUUCCAUUAUGGGGUGUGGUCUUGUGAGGGUUGCAAGGCAUUCUUUAAGCGCAGUAUACAAGGUCCUGUUGACUAUAUGUGUCCUGCAACUAAUACAUGCACGAUUGACAAACAUCGACGAAAGAGCUGCCAGGCCUGCAGGCUUAGGCGUUGUUUCGAAUCUGGGAUGAGCAAAGGAAUGAUUACACGACGUGGCCGCCAAAGUUCUGCCGGCAAAAGUGGGCAUUCCAGCGAAGGGAAACGCAAACUUAUGGAGGCUGAUUGUGGCAAAACAAGUACCAGAAAAGAACGCCGCAAUUCAGGUCAAGGUCGAAAGAGAAAGGAUGAUAAGCAGGACAAUCCGGUGCAUUCAUCUACUGGCCCCCAUGGUCCUGUCAAGGUUAAGCGUGAGUCUGCCAACAGCAUGCAUCCAAUUGUUGAGCAGCUGUUAGCUGCUGACCCACCUAUACUGAACAGUGAACAUGACCAUAGUAUCCCAGACAGUGAGACGCAUCUUAUGACAUCACUAACAAAGCUAGCUGACAAAGAGCUGGUUUAUAUGAUCAACUGGGCCAAACAUGUUCCAGGGUACACUGAUCUGACCUUGAAUGACCAGGUGCACUUACUAGAGUCCAGUUGGUUUGAAGUGAUAACAUUAGGGAUUGCACAGAGAUCCAUGCCCUACCGUGGGGAGAAACUGGUCUUUGCCACUGACUUAAUCAUGUGCAGAGAGAAGUGUCUGAUCGCUAGGUGUGCAGAGGUGUGUGAGCUCAUCAUGGGUGUGUCCCGCACCCUGGUGGAGCUCAGUGUCAACAAGGAGGAGUUCGUGCUCAUGAAGGCAAUGUGUCUCAUCAAUGCAGAGAUCAAGAUACUGGAUAGCAGACCAAGGAUCUUGCAGAUACAAGACAUGCUUGUUGAUGCCUUGAGGGAUACCACUCAACGUCACUAUGCUGGCGAUGUACGACGUCUUAGUCGCCUUCUUCUCCUGAUGCCCCACAUACGCCAUGCAUCACUGAGGGGGGUGGCACUUCUGUAUAGCAUUAAGAACGAAUCGUCAAUUCCGAUAUGUGAUCUGUUGAGGGAGAUGCUGGAUGCCCAAAGCAUCUCGCAGCGUAAUGCACUGCGUAACCCUAGCCAAAGUUUGAUACCAACCCAUCCUGGUUUAGCACAGCCACCCUCACAGCCACCGCCCCACCCUCCACACUUGCCAUGAAACUAUAUACAACGGAUAUAGGAUACUAUGCUACCAGGAUACACCGCCAGUUAUCCUUAGCUAGCUGCUCUUCAGUCGUCACCAAGACAACAGUUCUGUUUGCUGUUAACUGUCACCAAGACAACAGCUCUGUUAUAAACUGUCUUGGUUGGUCUUUAUUGCUAGAGUAUAGCCCUUCGUCUAAAUGUCAGAUAGCCGCAUAUGUGACACUAUGUGAGCCAAACAGCACAACUACAAGAGAGGACCAAGUUGUUAUAGUACAAACUCAGCUCAUGGUUCUCAGGCUGUGAAUCUGUGCAAAUAGAAACUGUGCUGUGUCACAGUUGUGUCUAGAGAAAGCCUGUUAGAGGGCUUUGAGGUGUCCCCAGCCCUUCACACUACAGGAAGGUAUCAGCAACAUGGGCUAUGAAAACAGCCAUAAUUAACUGGAGGGAGAUAGUCACGAGGAGAUAUUUCACCUAGGAGUGAUCAGUUGUUGAAACAGGAUCAAAUACAAUUUAUCUGUUUGUAACCGUUGAAUCUUGUUUUAGUAACAGCAUGUCCCACUUGAGUUUAUGAAAUUGGAACAAUUGUUGGAUAUUGUAAAACAAUUGUUGGAUAUUGUACACUAUUUCGUGCCAUUGGAACCAAAAAUAUUGUGUCUAUGUGCCAUGCGAACAAAUGGAAGCAGACAUGUGAUAUUAUGUCCAUUGGGAGCAUGCGUUAGACAUUUUACCCAUUGGGAGCAUAAGAUGAAUAUUGUUCCAUGUGGGAGCAUAGAUUGGAUAUUGUACCAAGUGGGAGCAUAGAUUGGAUAUUGUUCCAAGUGGGAGCAUAAAUUGAAGAGGUGGCCAUAUCAUCUCAGGAAACCAUGAAACACAUACUACCUCAAUGCUUUGUGACCCAUACUUGUCACUUUAAAUUCGUAGAUAGAGAUUAUUGUAUAUUAUAAGCUCAGAAUGUCUGUCUUUAAUUGAGCUAAUUGCCAAACACUACAAAACACUACCUGAUAGUAUCUGCUUGUCAUUUAGAGUACAGUCUAUGCAUGUAAAGAGUCAAGAACUGGCUGAAGGUGAGCCAAUUGUCCAUUGAUUAUUAUAGGGCAAUUUUUGAGCUUUGCAUUAUACUGUACCUAUAAAGCUAUUAGAUAGUGUUAAGUUGAUACUGUUUGAUAGUGUUCUGUGCCAUAACUGUGAAUUCACUACCUACUGUGCCAUAUUGUUGGAGGUGAAACCUUAUAUGCUUAAAGUAUGCUUUAUUUUAUAAAUAUUUAAACAGUGUACAAUAUGAUAUGAAAUACAGAAAUGUAAUUCUGACUUCUUUGUAACAGAGUCACAUAGUUUACUAUGUGAACAAAUAUGAAAUUCAAAAAAUUUUCAUUGAUUUGAUUUGUGAUUAAAUUAUGAUGUCCUUAAAUAGGUGGUAAUAUAUUUAGAAUAUUGUAUUCAUAAAUACCUGUGAACUUUUCCCAGCUCUGAUUCAUUUUUUUUGUCACAAGAAAAGGCAUUUCAACCCACCUGACAAAAAUUUAGUAAGAUGUGAAAUACCAAUUCAAAUUUGGGAAGAAAUGCUCUAAACAUUUAACUUUUCACCCAUGCUUCUUCAAAUUUUUGGUUAUGGAGUUGAUGACAAAUUAAAAAAUUAAAGUCCCCGUUCUCACAACUAGGCUCAAAUAAUGAGGGAGGGGGGUGAAGUUGUAUCGGUUGUACACUGUUUGAAACAGAAUUUAUUAUGUAGCUUGUACAUACUAGCUGCUUAUUGUGCCAUUGAAUGUGCCAUAUAACUGGCAUAGACUGCCAUGUACAUGUAUUGUAUAGAUAUAUAUAUAACGCCACUCUCAAUUUUCUGUGCCAUAGGAGCGUUACUGGUAAAAUUCUGCAAGCCAUAGCUAUUAUUAUGUGAUUAUUGUCGAGAGGGUACAACAGAAAUCUGCCAUUGUGUACCAUAUUUACUCAGUUGAUUGUAAAAUAGUAAUGUAAGUGUACAUUAGGUACUAUUAGGUAUUAAUUUCUGCAAUAUAAUACUUUGGAAUUUCAUACAUCAUAUAUUUGAAUGUGCAUUUUUGAAAACAGACCAUGUUGUAGUAAUGGGUUUAUGGUGCUUUACUAGAUUUUGAAUCCUGCAUUUUAAAAAAUCACUGUUAUAUUAUUCUUAGUGUUAAAAGAUGCAUUUACGAAUGUCGCGUUUUGAAACAAAAAAGAAAUCUAAUAAUGCUAUGUGAUUAUGAAAUUAUUGUACUUAUUCAUUCCAAUCAAAGAUACCUAUCUUUGAUAUUGGCUUUGUAUGAAGAAGAUGUCUUCAAUGAAGUAUGGUUGUAUACUUGUGGUUCAUACAUUUGACUCAUGUCAUAAAUGCUUUUGCUUAUUUGUGUUUGUAUAGUAUUUGUACGAGUGAGAGAGCAUAAUACUAUUGUUAAAAUACUCAUUGUGAUUCUCAUAAUCAUCUGGAACUCCAGAAUAUGGGAGAUUCUAUGAGUAUAAUAACCAAGGGGUAAACCUUAAAGGCAAGUGUAAAUAAAUAAAAUGUUUAGCAGCACAUCCUCUUGAUCUAAUCUACAGGUAGACAUAAAAAAUAAAAUCAAAAUCUAAAAUUUUAAAUAGCUCUCUGAAUUAUGACAGACUCUAUGAAUUUUGUUGUAUAAAGAUAGAUUUCGAGAAGAUUACAUCAUAAUUGAGCAAGUUAUUCAAAACAUGGAUUAUAAUUUUGUUUUUUGUACGACCCUGUUUUUCAAAUUAUAUAUAAUCAGUAAGCCACGCAGCAAUCACAAUUCUAACAUACAUGUAAUUCAUCUAUUUUGGCUUCAAUGUAUAUUUAAUUUAUUCAUGUACAAAAAUUUUGACUCU
Owenia fusiformis is the source of this 5924-nucleotide messenger RNA. The record is from the annotation of a GenBank genome assembly. NCBI's taxonomy places the organism in Eukaryota, Metazoa, Annelida, Polychaeta, Sabellida, Oweniidae.